AUGUUUUGCCGCUUUGUCAUGACCACGACCGGUGUGUUUAGCCAGCGAAUGGACACUGACGUUUUCACUGGAGCCGGUUCGUCGAAUGAGAGUGUACUAAAUGAAAAAACCACGUACACCCUACUAGAGCCUAGUCUCACGCCUGAGGAGGUCACUCUUAUUUUGGAAACUCACCGUCUCAUGGCUGAGUAUUCAGAUACUCGUCUCGCUCACCCGUUUGAGGUCGAGGAAAUCACUGCCAAAUACCUUGAUCUGUACAUCAAUAUGCUCACAAAUGCUUUGCCGACUCUACGAGAUCCCGUUGCGUUGGUUGACUCCUUAGCUGUGCUGCGUUGCCUGAAGGCAGUUUAUUUUGGCGGUAGUCUCAUGGAGUGGGUACAAGCUGCUGAUCCUGGUUGGGAUAUUGAGGGAGCCGCAGAGCUCUUGAAAGUUGAGGAUCCUCGCGCAAAUCCGAUUUUAUGGCGCUAUCUUAGUGAAACCGCUACGGCAGGUCGUUUAUCUACUGUUCACACAGCCCUUAGCGAGUCAGUUUCUUCUGUUUGGGAUUCCUUGGAAAAAUCAGUCCAAGAAUGCAUCUCGGAUACGCUCUAUUUAUGCAAUUCUUUCCAAAUGGGGUCUCGGGAUUCUAAAAAGAUGGCUAUUAAUUUGCGGGUCAAAUGCGAGCAGUUGGAAGAUGUGGAAUGGUCCUCUCAUCUAAGCACUCUUGCGAAAAUCCUGCAGGGUAAUAAAGAUACAAUUGUUCGUGCUGCACCAUCUUGGCAUACUGCUGUCGGUGGGCUAUAUAUGUACGUUGACCCGUCUCUUGAAGAGUUGCCAGAAUACUACAAGUUGGCUAUUGCAAGACACCCCGUCGAUCGUACGUUGGACUGGGAAGAAGCUUGUGCAGCAUUAAUGGAAAAGCGUCUUCUUUUUGCGUUGGCUAGUCUCAAACAGCUUGACACCGCUGCCGCGAUGGUUUGUGCCGAUUUCUGCCACCAACAGGGGCUCUUGGGAGAUUAUAGCUACCCCACAAAAAGUUCUAUUCGCGAGUAUGUGGCGCUGCAGCAUGUUUUAAUUUGUUUGUCUAAUCCGGAUCUUGUGUUGGCUGGGUUUGAAAUGCUUGAUAACAUGUCUGUGAGCAGAGCCGCUCGUGAUCUCGCCAGCCAGGUCUUACCACAGCUUGUUGCCCGUGAUCCCACCUUAAUGGAUACAGCGAUUGAGUUGGCUACAGAGCUUAGACUGGAAAGUACCGUAUCGGAACUACUGGGCGUCAAUGCGGAAAGAGCAGCUACUGAAGGUGACAUUGUUACCGCCGUUGAAGCAUUCGUAUCUAGCGGGGAUCUUACGGCUGCUAGACAAGCAUGCUGGAGCCUGUUUGAAACUUCAAUUAUCAAAGGUUAUAUGGCAACAACAGAUGCUUCCUCGCUAGAGAUUCUUCAGAGUGACACGGCGCCUGAUAUGUCGUCCUCUGUCUUGGCGUGUUUGGCUCCAUGUGCGGUACUCAAUGGCCUUUUUGCAGCUAUCAAUGAAUCAAGACAAGAUGCUAAAACGUUGGUCCGCGCUUUGUUGUCGUUCCCUGCUAUGCCGGCUGUAUACUAUCCUCUUCUGGUCGCGUUGAUAUCGCAGCUCGACCUACGAGACAACGCAGAUCCCGCUACAGUUGCUCUCUUAAUCUCCAGCUUGGAUCGAUGGGAUGCACUUAGACCAUCAGAACGUGAGCGUGGCCUUGAGCUGCUGGACAGUGGCCGUAGCGCUGAGUGGGCUCGGGAUGUUGAUGAUGCCGCCACACCUAGCGAGAUCGUCUGGAUGCUGCGCCGCCGGUUGGCGUACGAUGUAAUUGUUUUAUAG
Wickerhamiella sorbophila is the source of this 1827-nucleotide messenger RNA. RefSeq names its product Nucleoporin nup85. Gene Ontology annotation, molecular function: structural constituent of nuclear pore. Gene Ontology annotation, biological process: mRNA export from nucleus; positive regulation of DNA-templated transcription; protein import into nucleus. The record is from RefSeq and is a predicted model, not a curated record. Bases 1 to 1827 code for a protein of 608 amino acids. NCBI's taxonomy places the organism in Eukaryota, Fungi, Ascomycota, Dipodascomycetes, Dipodascales, Trichomonascaceae. The transcript has a single exon. Gene Ontology annotation, cellular component: nuclear pore outer ring.